This is a messenger RNA of Salmo salar (Atlantic salmon), 1102 nucleotides long. RefSeq names its product SIX homeobox 9 (gene six9). Gene Ontology annotation, biological process: regulation of transcription by RNA polymerase II; skeletal muscle fiber development; regulation of skeletal muscle cell proliferation. Lineage: Eukaryota; Metazoa; Chordata; Actinopteri; Salmoniformes; Salmonidae. Gene Ontology annotation, molecular function: RNA polymerase II cis-regulatory region sequence-specific DNA binding; DNA-binding transcription factor activity, RNA polymerase II-specific. The record is from RefSeq and is a predicted model, not a curated record. Gene Ontology annotation, cellular component: transcription regulator complex; nucleus.
UUCAUACAGACUUAUUCACCCGACAGCAGCUAACAUUCUCUACAGGCUCUCAAGCUCUCUCUAAAACAUUUCCCUUCACAGAGAGUUGUGAAAGGUCACAGAGGUAGGCCAACUAACCUUUGACCUCUUGUCGUGCGUGGGCUCCAUGGCAAUGGUCUUCUCGGCAGAACAAGUGGCGUGUGUGUGCGAGGUCCUGCUGCAGAGCGGACGCAUGGAGAGCUUGACUGGCUUCCUCCGCACUCUUCCCCCCUCUUCCUCCUCUUGCCUGGGGGGUCUGGAGAGCGUCCUGAAGGCACGGGCUGCAGUGGCCUUCCAUCUGGGGCGCUUCUCCGACCUCUACGCCCUCCUGGAGGGCUUCCCCUUCUCCAAUCGCAGCCACCCCCUGCUGCAGCAGCUCUGGCUGAGGGCUCACUAUCUGGAGGCUGAGUGCCAGAGAGGGCGCCCCCUUGGGGCUGUGGGGAAGUACCGUGUACGCCGUAAGUUUCCCCUGCCAAGAACCAUCUGGGAUGGAGAGGAGACCAGCUACUGCUUCAAGGAGAAAUCCCGGAGUGUGCUGCGGGAGUGGUAUUACCAUAAACCGUACCCUUCACCACGUGAAAAACGAGCGCUUGCGGCAGCCACCGGUCUCACCCCCACCCAGGUGAGCAACUGGUUCAAGAACAGACGGCAACGGGACCGAGCAACUCACCGUACUACCGGGGAACAGGAAGGUUGUGGACCACUUAUUGGCUCCAACAGAACCCCAGGAGCAGCAUACCCCUCUGACAAUGACCUUUCAUCUCCAGGCACCCCCAGUCCCCCCUUCUCCUGCCCCCAACCCCCACCUCUGAGUCAUAUGGGUGGGGGACAACUCUGAAUCUUUCCACUACCUGAGCCAUCAUGUAUAGUAUGUUCACUUCAGAGGCAAUACUAUUCAGGUGUCUAGCCAGAAAUGUGAGAGAACAAUCUUUUUUAGUAACUUAGCUCUGUAGUUUCGUGACACCCUUAAUUUUUGAUAAAGUGUUUAAAUCUGAAAAAAAAUAAAAUUCAGUUUAAUAGAAAAGUUGUCACCAGACCUAAUCAUUGACACAAGCAUAUGUAAAUAAACAAUGUUUAAAAAGCA